AUGUUCUCCGUUCGCGUCGCCCGUGCCGGCCUCCGUGCCACCGCCCAGCAGUUCUCCGUGCCUCGCACUGCCGCCGUCAACGGUCUGAGGACCUAUGCCACCCCGGCCCAGGAUGUCAAGCCUCCUGUCUCCCUGUUCGGUGUUGACGGCACCUAUGCCACCGCUCUGUUCACUGCCUCUGCCAAGUCCGCCAGCCUCGACCAGACCUCCAAGGCUCUCGCCAGCCUCGGUCAGACCCUCAAGGCCGACCGCAAGCUGACCACCAUCCUCUCCGCCCCUACCCUCACUGUCGCCGACAAGCAGCAGAUCGUCCAGGAGCUGCAGAAGGUUGCCGGUGCCGAUAAGGGCGACAUCCUCAAGAACUUCCUCGCUACUCUGGCUGAGAACAACCGUCUUGGUCUCCUCGAGGGUAUCUGCGACAAGUUCUCCACCCUCAUGGGUGCUCACCGUGGUGAGAUUGAGCUGAACAUCACCAGUGCUCAGGAGCUCGACACCAAGACUGUCAACCGUCUCGAGAAGGCCGUUUCCAAGUCCGAGUUCAGCCAGGGCAAGAAGCUCAAGGUUGUCACCAAGGUCGACCCCGAGCUCGUCGGCGGUCUGGUUGUUGAGAUCGGUGACCGCACCAUCGACCUCAGCGUCUCCUCCAAGAUUGCCAAGCUCAACAAGGCCCUCACCGACGCUUUGUAAAUUACCUAAAGAAUCCACUUAAAACACAAGAGGGAUGCGCAUGUUCACAUUAGGCGUCUCUUGAGCUUCCAUAUUUAGUUUAUAUCAACUCCCUGUACCCCUACCGAAUCGAUCUACCUCAUUCAUCCUCUAUAUUUCUUGCUAGCAUGAGCUCUAGUUCUGGAGUCGAAUAGACAGAAUCGAGUUUUAUAUCACCCAUUUUGGCAGAACAUACAUACUGUGCGGGUUCUCACUAGUAGUUUGACAGCUGA
Messenger RNA from Aspergillus neoniger CBS 115656, 938 nucleotides. RefSeq names its product F1F0 ATP synthase subunit 5. Gene Ontology annotation, biological process: proton motive force-driven mitochondrial ATP synthesis. The record is from RefSeq and is a predicted model, not a curated record. NCBI's taxonomy places the organism in Eukaryota, Fungi, Ascomycota, Eurotiomycetes, Eurotiales, Aspergillaceae. Bases 1 to 687 code for a protein of 228 amino acids. The transcript has 4 exons. Gene Ontology annotation, molecular function: proton-transporting ATP synthase activity, rotational mechanism. Gene Ontology annotation, cellular component: membrane.